Molecule: messenger RNA, 1717 nt
Organism: Mugil cephalus (flathead mullet)
Lineage: Eukaryota; Metazoa; Chordata; Actinopteri; Mugiliformes; Mugilidae
Gene: shbg
Product: sex hormone-binding globulin
Exons: 8
Coding region: 202-1380 (392 amino acids)
Molecular function (GO): steroid binding
Source: RefSeq, a predicted model, not a curated record
GCGCUGACCGUGGUGGAGUAUUCGCCCUCUGGACCCCGGGACAGCGUGCCAGCACACACCAGCGCUCUGCACACUGUUGCUGAAGCCUCUCCGCUCCUCGUCCUCGGCCACCACGAUAUCGCAGCUCGGAGUCCGCAGACCACCCAAAGGGCUCUGGAGACCGCACGCUGGGAGGGCCAGGGUGGGUCAACGCGCUGAAGGAUGGCCGCGUUUGGGAAAGCAAUGGCAGGUGGACUGCUGCUCGGUUUGAGCCUCGCUCUGCUGGCGCGGGGAGCUGAGGGACAGGCGAACGGACGGGGUAAGAAAGAGGUAUCAGGAGGCUCGACGGUCCACCUCGGCCAGGAGAGGGACGUCUGGAGGCCGCUGAUCCACACGACGGUCAACCUCAGCCAGAUCAACAGCAUCAAGUCGUCCUUUCAAUUACGGACGUUUGACCCAGAAGGCGUCGUUUUCUACGGAGACACCAAAAACGGGGAGGACUGGUUCGUCCUCUCCCUGACAGAUGGCAUCCCCAUGAUGCAGAUCAGCAAGGAGGGCAUGCUCAUCAGCGUGACCGGGGGCCCCAAGCUCAACGACGGCGAGUGGCACACACUGGAAGUGAGCAACCACGGGAAGUUUGUGAUUCUGGAGGUGGACGGCUCUGGCGGGCUGGUGGUGGGCAUGCAGACCAAACAGAUGGAGGAGGGCAUUUCGGGGCAACUUCGGCUGGCCCUGGGCGGCAUCCUGAUCGACAAGGAACAACUGAUUGUCCAGUUUGAGCCACAGAUGGACGGCUGUGUGCGGGAGGGCAGCUGGCUAAACCUCAGCGUCCCCUGGGAGGCAGAGGCAGAGGAGCUCUGGCCGUGCCAUCCAAACAUCCAACCUGGCAGCUACUUCCCUGGCACCGGAUUUGCCGUUUUCAACACCUCAGUGUUCAAACUAGGAGAAGACCAUGGGGUCAAGAUUGAAUUGUGGGGUGAUUUCAGUCAGAUGGAUGGGACCAUUCUGAGCAUCAAGGCUCCUGGACAAGAGCUGAUGUUCGCUUUAGUAGCCAACAACAACACAAAAGAGGUCACACUCAGUUUUUGGCAGGAAAAAAUCAGUGUGAAAAGCACUUUCAAAAGACUCCUUGUGACCUUUCAAAAGGAUGUACUGAAAGUGCUUCAGGAUGAAGAUGAAUCAACGACUUCCGUAUUAUCCAGUAACCCAGAGAGCCACAACAGUUAUUUGACAACUUGGAAAGAGGGCCGUCUAGCCUUCGGAGGCCUUUUGGGUGACGAUGGCGCCGGCUCCCAGUUCUUGACAGGCUGCCUGAAGAAGAUCCAGGUCCAAAGCAGGGAUCUGGAUCUGGAUUCAGCCGACAAACACGUGUCAGUGUCCUCUCACAGUUGUCCUGCAUAGACAAUAAAAGCAUCCAUACACUGCAUAAGGACAGGAUACUGUAUUCAUUCCAACGUACAUCGGAGUACAUUUUUCUCUAGCAUCACCCUGAUGACCAGUACGUUUUUUUUUUGUUAGGCUUUUCAUUUUGAAGUCAGAUGUGGUACUUGCGCCAAUUAACCUAUAAAAUGUGGGGGGAAAAAAACAAAACAUAUUAAAUACUAACAUUUCACAUUUCAAACAGAUGACAUGCCCAGUUUUACCCGAAUACACACAUUAAUCUGAGAGAUGUGAGUGGCUCGGUGACCUUGGUGCGCGCAAUUAUAUGUUUAUGAAUAAAAUAUGAUUCUCCUUAAAA